AUGCAAUUUUACUUGUGUUUAUGUUAAUUUAAAUUAGUAAAUUUAAAUUGUUUAUAUCCAGUGAUUUUAUGCAUCUAUUUCAAUUGAUUAUACGUUUCAGCUGAUUGAUAUCCUGAAUAUUACCAUCAUGGACCCUUUUUUGACUCCAACACAGCUCAAAAAAUUAAGAGUAGUAGAUCUUAAAGAGAAACUAGCUGCUCUUGGAUUACCAUUGAAUGGGCUGAAAGCAGAUCUAAUCAAACGCUUGUCUGAUUAUUAUGCAAGUCAACAAAAGUUGGAAGUAGCGGAACCAGUUGUAGCUCAGGAACCGGCUCCUCCACCGACAAUUCCCUCCAUGGAAAUGAUAGAUGCUAGUGAUAAACAAACAGGACAGGAUACAGUAAAUACUGAAGAACUCGAUCGGGUAAAAGAAGGUGAACAGAAUUAUGAAGCUCCUCAUGAGAUUUCACACCAGGAAGAAGAACCAGUACCUCAGCCAGCUUUUCCCUCCAUGGAGAUGAUUGAUGUUAAUAAACAAGCAGAACAAGAUACAUUGAAUACUGAAGAACUCGAUCGUUCGAAAGAAAGUGAACAGAUGUAUGAAGCUCCUCAUGAGAUGUCACACCAGGAAGAAGAACCAGUUCCUCCGGCAACUUUUCCCUCCAUGGAGAUGAUUGAUAUCAGUAAACGAGCAGAACAAGAUACAUUAGGUACUGAAGAACUCGAUCGUGUGAAAGAAGGUGAACAGACAUACGCUCCUCGUGAGAUUACAAACCAAGAAGAAGGACCUGAACCAUCUUUUCCCUCCAUGGAGAUGGAUGAUGUUAGUAAACAAACAGAUCAAGGUUCAAUAAAUCCUGAACAAAAUGAUGGUAUUAAAGAAGACACCGAAACUUAUGAAACUCCUAGUGAGAUUUCACACCAAGAUAAAGAGCCAGUUCCUCUAUCUAUGGAGAUGAUAGAUACAAGUGCUAAGACAACAGAACAGGACUCAUCAAAUCCUGAAGAAUUCGAUCAUGAGAAAGAAGACGGACAAACGUAUGAAACCACUCAGCCAGUUUCACAUGAAGAAAAAGAACCAGUUUCUCCGUUGCCCUUUCCUUCUACGGAAGUUAUAGAUACAAGUACUAAUCAAACAGAAAUGUCUACAUUGGACUCUGAAGAAAUUGAUCGUGAGAAAGAAAGUGAACAAACGUUUGAAACUCCCCAUACAAUUUCAGAUCAUGAAAAAGAAAAAGCUCCGUCACCGCCGAUUCCUUCCGUUGAGACGAUUGAUGUUAGUAGUAAACAGUCCGAAGAGGAUUCAUCUAAUACUGAAGAAAAGGGUCGUAUGAAAGAAGGUGAACAAUCUCAUGGAACUCCUCAAGAAAUUUCAGAUCUGGAAAAUUUACUAACAGAAGCUUUACAAGCAAAACAAAGCCAAAGUGAAGUUGAUUAUGUUGAUGCUGAUGAUACAUCUAAGAUUCAUAAACAAGCAUCUGACUUCAGUAAAGCAGAAACAAAGAACGUUACUAGUUCAAAUGAAAUCAGUGAAAGUGCUCAACAACAAAAGAAACUUUCAAGAAAUGAAAAGAAAAAGUUGAGAAAAAAGAAGAAGAAGAUUGAAAAACAAAAAAGUCAUCCAAAUGAAGUAAAAAAGGCAACAAACGAAUUGGAUGAUGAUGAUGAUCUUGAUAUUGAGUACAUUGAAGAUGAAGUGCCGAAGGACCCAAUUUAUUAUCAAUAUGUAAAAGUGUUUGAAAAGUUCAAAACGACUGGUAGUGAAGAUUUAGAGAAUCUAAAAAACGAUAAUGAAAUUGUAGAUCCAGCCAAGAAAAUGUUGGAGAGAAAAAAACCAGUCGAAUUGGAAUUGAAAGAAGACGAUGAAAAAAAUGAUGGUGAACCAAAAUUAUCGAAAAGAAAGCUUAAACAACUUACAAGAAUGACUGUCGCAGACCUUAAACAAAAAGUUUCACAUCCAGAAUUAGUUGAAAUGCAUGAUGUAACUGCAAGAGAUCCCCUCUUAUUGCUUCAUUUAAAAUCAACUAGAAACUCUGUCCCUGUUCCUCGUCAUUGGUGCUAUAAAAGAAAGUAUCUUCAAGGCAAAAGAGGUUUCGAGAAGCCAGCAUUCAAACUACCUGAUUUCAUCAGAAAAACUGGAAUCAUGGAAAUGAGACAAGCAUUGCAAGAGAAAGAGGAUGCCAAAUCUUUGAAAACAAGACAACGAGAAAAAAUACGACCCAAACUUGGUAAAAUUGAUAUUGAUUACCAGAAACUUCAUGAUGCAUUUUUCAAAUGGCAAACGAAACCUAAAAUGACAAUUCAUGGAGACAUUUAUUAUGAAGGAAAGGAAUUUGAAACAAGAUUAAAGGAGAAAAAACCCGGUGACUUGAGUGUCGAAUUAAGAGUUGCAUUGGGAAUGCCAACUGGCCCUAAUGCCCAUAAAUGUCCGCCUCCAUGGCUUAUUGCUAUGCAAAGAUAUGGUCCUCCACCAUCUUAUCCAAACCUGAAAAUUCCUGGUCUAAAUGCAAGAAUACCUGAUGGAUGCUCUUUUGGUUAUCAUGCUGGUGGUUGGGGUAAGCCCCCAGUCGAUGAAUAUGGUCGGCCGCUUUAUGGUGAUGUAUUCGGUUUAAGUACAGCUCAAGACAAUUUGAAUAAGGAGGAAGAAGUUGACAAGUCAUUAUGGGGUGAAAUUGAGUCCGAGGAGGAGGAAGAAGAAGAGGAGGAAGAAGAAGAAGAGGAAGAAGCAGAAAAUGACAAAUUUACUGGUGAAGCCGACGACAGUGGACUUGUAACACCAUCAGAAGGUUUAGAAACACCUUCAGGUUUUGCUUCAAUGCCUAAUGGAAUGGAAACACCAGAUAUCAUUGAAUUAAGAAAAAGAAAGAUAGAAGCUGAAAUGGAGAGCAAUGAGAGUGCUGCUCUUUAUACGAUUAUUCCUGAAAAGAAAACUGAAAGAGUUGGCAAAGAAAUGAUGGCAUCCACUCAUAUCUAUGAUGUGACAGGGUCUCUGAAGAAAGGACAAGGAGUCGAGGUUGCACUGGAUCCAAAUGAUUUGGAAAUGCCUGUUGCUGGAUUAACAGCUAAAUACGAAAAAUCAUUGAAAGAGCAACAAGCUAGCAUAGCCAAAGAAGAUUUAAGUGAUAUGGUUGCUGAACACGCGGCCAGGCAGAAGAGGAAAAAAGUUCAAGACACCAGUAAAUCCAACAAGAAAUAUAAAGAUUUCAAAUUUUGAUUUUUAUGUAUUUUUUCCUAAUUUCAUUAUUUCAUUAAUUAUAAGCAAAAUUCAACAUUAAAUCUGCUUA
Messenger RNA from Tetranychus urticae (two-spotted spider mite), 3263 nucleotides. NCBI's taxonomy places the organism in Eukaryota, Metazoa, Arthropoda, Arachnida, Trombidiformes, Tetranychidae. The record is from RefSeq and is a predicted model, not a curated record.